Molecule: messenger RNA, 5200 nt
Organism: Procambarus clarkii (red swamp crayfish)
Lineage: Eukaryota; Metazoa; Arthropoda; Malacostraca; Decapoda; Cambaridae
Gene: Phax
Product: phosphorylated adaptor for RNA export
Biological process (GO): snRNA export from nucleus
Cellular component (GO): nucleus
Source: RefSeq, a predicted model, not a curated record
AAAUGGUGCGCUUGGCUGCCUUCAGGUGUCGUUGUUUACGUUUGUUUGUGGCUGGUGAGAGCGACGGAGGCGGGAGGAGCAGGCCCAGUGCACGAGGGCUCACCCACCACCACGGCGGCGCCAUGGACGACAAGGAGGAAGGGGAGGUGUCCGAUGGCAACGAUGAGGGCUUUGACCUAGCAUACAAGCCUGUUACUCGUCCUGAUUCUUCACACUAUCGUCAUGUUGCCCGUCAUAUGCCCUCCAGCGAUGAAGAAUAUUCCUCGGAUUCCGACUCGGAUACGCCAAUGUCUGCCAAACGUAAACGGCCCAACAUCAGCAAAAUGGAUACUUGUUACACAGAAAGCCAUGACCCCAAGGGCUGGGCCAUUGAUAAUGCAACAAAUGAGGCGAGACAAAUUGCAAAACCUCGACGUCGUAACAAUAUUUGGUCGACUGUAAUGGAGGAGCAGGACCUCUCUCGAGAAAUAGGGGGCUUUGGUCUUAAACGGAGACUGGAUCAGGGUGAUCGCAAUGUUGAAAGCUACGAUUACACACAAGCCUUAAAAGCCCGAGGCAUUGAACUGGAUGAUUCGGCAGAGGAGGAAGAGGAGGGGGAGGAAGAACAUGAGGAUAAUGAGCAGGAAGAUGAAAAUGAAGACACAAAGAAGAAAAGACUGAACAGAAAGAGACAUGUAAAAGAGAGAAUCGGCUACAAGAAAACGAAAACGAAAAGUGGGCAGCGGAACUUGGUGGAUGUGUGUGUGACAGAGGGUAUGACUGAUGAAGAAGUUGGUCAUGCCUUAGCAGUGGGUUUAAUGGAAAGGAAGCCAGAACUAAUAGUACGAGUUGUGGAGGUCUUGGGUCGUGAGAAAGCUGUGGAGCUCUACAGACAGACACAAACAUUGGAACGUGAAGGUGGACUUAUGAUUAUGAAUGGCUCCAGAAGAAGAACAUCUGGGGGAGUGUACUUGCAACUACUGAAGAACCUUCCAAGCAUAGAGAAAGCUGAUAUGCUAAAAAUAUUCCCACAAGAAGAUUCAUCACAGCAGUGGAGAAAACGCAAGAGAGCUCACCGUAAACGUGAAAGACAUGAAUCAAAGCCGCAGGGGGAAGAUGUCACUGAGGAAGGUUUGCAUCUAGGGGGACUCUUCUCAGAUGACCCUGGGGGAGCCAAGUGCCCCGGCUCAACGCCAGUCACCUCACCACAACCAUCGGAUAAUGAAGAGGAGGACCUUGCUGGCUCUCUGAUUAAUCAGCUGUCACCUUCAGCAUUGCCCGAUCUGGUAUCCAUUUCCACGCCUCCAGUUGUGGCUGACCCAAGAACAUGUAAGCCAGACUCCUCUCUGGACACAUUUAAUGGAGGCUUCUUGAACGUUCAGGGUGACCCUCGGGCAGCUAAAUUGGAAGAUAGAACGGCUGAAGUGUACGAUGAAGAUUUCCUUGACAUCCACACCACCGAUGAGAUGGAGCUCUUCUGAUGCCAUCCAGACUCUUCUAGAGUGAAUUUAUGGGUUAUCACUUUUUAUAACACUAGUUUAAUUGUUUUGUUGAGUUACGAAGGAAGUCUGCUGAUAUUUGGCAUUUCUCUCACGAAGUGUGAAAUAAAUGUUUUGUUUCCAAAAGUUACAGCUGAGGCCUUUCUAUUUAGCCAUUUGCCUAGGGCUCUUCAGUUUCUGACCUCAUUAGUGGAUGUUCUUCAUGGUAAGGGAAGCAUUCGCUCUAAUGGUUCAGAUGUAACAUCGUGAUUCUUGCUCUCAUUGUAGCAUCAGCCUUACUUGCUAGGGUGUCCUUAUAGCAUCAGCCUUACCUGCUAGGGUGUUAUUAUAGCACCAGCAUUUCCUGCUAGGGGUGUCAUUGUAGCAUGGGACAUCAUUUGCUAAAAUACCAUUGUACCAUCUGCUGAAGUGCAAGUGCCUCAAGAGUGUGUUGGGUUUGACAGUAGUCCAAUUACCCUUAAGUGGCUCAACGUAAUUAAAGGUCCCACAUCAUGGUGUGCAUGAAAUAAUAAUUCGCAAAACUAUUGAUCAAAUAAAAAUGGCAUAUGCUGAUUUUAGCACAGGAAGUAAUUGCAGAUAGUGAUUGAAGUCAUUUAAGGGUUAAGGAGAAUGCAUCCUUGGGUUUAUAUAUUUUGUGUGACCUGACUGGCAAGAGUGUAUACCUUUCAAAUGAGAAUGCUGUAUAAAAUGAAGCUUGAUAGUAGGCAGCUUGAUAAAAGCAAAAUUCAGGGUUCAAAUGGAAGAUUUGGGAAUGGAAAAAUUUUAUGCGCACUUUUAGCUACUGAUCUCUCUCAGUAUCUGUAUUGACGAUGAAAGUACUAAUGACACAGUUAUAAUGUUUGAAUAUACAUUUUGUUUUUAAAUACUUUUUUUUUAAUAUAAAUACUGUAUUGCUUAUAAAUUACUCUAUAAUUCAACAUUGCUGGAAUUAUAUACAUUGCAGGAAAUGUAUAAAUAAAAAAUGAGUAACAGUACAAGCAGACAUUAACAUUAUUAGUACAUUAACUCUUAAAAUAUUGAUGUAAAGUGAAAGUGUAUACAGUAAACUGUGUGUGUGCGUGUAGUAGGAAUGUCGGGUACAUGGUACAGAUUGAAUUGGGAUGCUGGUCUGAUAAACCAGAAAUGUCAUGAGAUGUACGAGUAUAGUAUGAUGUACGAGUAUAGUAUGAAGUGUUGAUGAAGGGUAUGCUUGUGAUGGGGUAUAUGUGUGUGCUUCUAGGUAACCGAGGUGGUUGGUUUGGAGAGAGAGAGGUGAUAUUUGCGUGUGAGAUGGUGUGUCUGUUGGUGUUGGCUGAAGAAACAUGUGUUUGAGUCGUAUCAACUGUUUGCAGCUGAAGUUUUGAUUUGGAGAUAUACAGAUGCAAAGUAUGUUUCACAUUUUUACAUCAUCAUAAAAGCAAAUUUGAAGGGAACAGUUUCUAGCAAUUUGUUUAGUCCUGAAAGAUUCUUGAUUUUUGUGUUUAAUGAAUGGUUUUAUUUACAGAAGUAAUCCAUGUCAACUUGCAAUACUAGACUGAGUUCAUCACUGUGUUGUAUUUAAUCCUUGAUGUAAUGUAGAGUUGGGUACUGUGAAGGACACAUUUUUAUUGAUUAUUUUAUUUAGGUAUUUUGAUUAUUUUAAUUAAAUUGUCGUGAAUUUAAUUAAAUUUUAUUCUUAAUUUUAUUCUGAAAGCUACGCUUCUUGGAUUAUUGUUGUUAAUUCCAAAAUAGUUAUUUAGAAUAAGUGUCAUGUAAAACAGGGCCAAUGAAUGGCAUACUAAAAUUUAUUUAAAAAAUAUUUUUUACUUGCUAGGUAAGGGUGUUAUACUGAAGACUUAAUGUGUGUGUUUUGUAGUUUGCCAACUUCCAGCACACUUUAAUUUCUUCAUUUCUCUACAUGCCCAUUUAAAAUACUGUCCUACCCUUCUUGCUGAACAAGAAGGGGUAAAUAUUAUUCUUGUUUAACCCUGUGUCAAUAUCCUGGUGCAUUUCAACAUUCCACACAAUCCAUUCACCAAGCAAUAGAAAAUUUGUAUUCUUUUCAGCACUAUGCAUCACGAUGACACAUUAAUGCUGAAAAUCCCAAGAUAUUUCACUUUUGACAUACAUCCAUUAAAUUACAUAUAUGAAUGUAAAGAGAUUGAUUUUUUUAAUUUUUUUUAUGCUGGGGUAAACAGACACCGCAGGGCACUAACGGAAAAUGGACACUAGGGUACAAAUGAAAGUUUGACACUCUUAAGGUAUUUAUAGAAGUUUGGGCAUCCAAGGUUAUUAAGGAAGGGUUAAGGAAAGAGGAGACAAAAUUACUAAUCUGUCCUGCAUGUUGGACUAGGAAGACGAAGAGCGAAGUUUGCCGGUGGGUAAAGUGUGCCUGAGCCAUGUUUAAUCACUAUUGAUUUUGUCAUUAUAUUGUCAUUUACCUAAGGGGACUUGUCACUAUUUUUGUGAAAAAAAUUUCAUGAAGAUCUUGCCCAGAUUUCGUGGCCAGAUCCCUUGGAAUUUGGAAAAAUCUUGUAUACUAUAGGAUGUAUAAUUUACAAAAUUUACUGCUGAAAACAAGAGUUUACACUAAAAUAACAACACAGAGGAAAUAAGAGAUGUGUUGGAGAUUUUGCAAGAAAUACAGUAAGGCAUUUGCAUGUAUAAUAAAUAUUUUUUGGGUGGGGGUACCCAAAUAGUGGACAGAUUUGAGAAGCGCUUAUUUGAAUCAUUAUACUUUCUCACGUACACGGAUAAGAAUGUGGUACUGUAUGUGCUUUCUAAUGAAGACUUGGUUUAUAUUUGUGACUUGAAGUUGCUUGAUAUAUCGAAUCACAGAUUUUGACCUGGUUGUGAAUGAUUUUUUACACUGAUCACUAGUUCCAUUGGGUUCAGAGCCAGAAUCCCACCCUGGUAGCAAUUAUAAAUUGAAUUGUAGUUCAGGAUGGGUAAACUGUGUAUCUUAAUGUCUAGAAUAUGAAAAUACUGGUCAGUGUAUAUAGACACCAAGGUGCAGUGAAUGAUGUCUGCAUCACUGGUUAAGCAUGUGUACCUGGGUAGGUGAUCUUGGGUACUACACCAUUUUAAUGUUGGUCACUCGUUUACAUGGACCCCCUCCACCCGGCAUUGAUGGAAGCCUAGAAGCACCAUUGGUAAUGUGAACACAUUGACACUGGUAGGCACGUAUAUUUGCAAGUGGUAUAAGAUUUGUAGACAGUGUGUCUUAUUAUGUUUUGCUUCAUUGUUUUGAAAUGUGGCACUUGUAAUUAUAUUCUGAAGUUCACUACUUUUCAUUCUGGCAUAUUCAUUAGGGAGUCCACUGAAACUUCAAAUAUUUCAAAAAAAUAUCGUGGCCAUAAAAUGGGAUCGAACCCACGUCCGUGAACUCCCAAGCACACGACUUCCAACUGGACAAUGAUAGGGAGUCCGUCUAGGGAGUCCUGAGAGAUGGGUUUGAUCCCAAUGUUCGUCUGGUCUCAAUAUUUUCUCAGAUUCGCCAUGUUCUUGAGAUUUCAUGAUACUGUUUCAAUCAUUUACUCAUUUUCAUAAUUUACAUAUACUGUAUUUUGGUGUUUUUUCUGUGAAUAGUUAAUCAUACAUAAUGUGUUGUCUCUUCAGAUCCCAUUUUUAUUUCUCAACUGCUUAAUAUAGGAUUUUGUGUUCAUUUUUACUUGUACAGUAGUUUAAGGUUGUACACAAGAUUCUUAGUUGAUCUUUAUCAUUCUGUACUCUGAAUAAAAAAUAAAUGAAUAACAUUUGAAAAA